AUGGCCCCGACAGACGUGGAAAAAGUAUUACAGCUGAAACUUCAGCUUAAAGAAAGCACCGAAGGGCACACGCUGCUGAAAACCUUGAAGAAGCUUCAACAACUGGACGUAACACUUGAUAUUCUUGCUGAGACUGGAAUUGGUAAAGUGGUGAACUCCUUUCGCAAACACAGUGACGCGGGGGAAGUGGCCAAGACGUUAGUUCACCGAUGGAAAAAGCUGGUUCCGAGAGAUUCUCCAAGUGUUACUCAGCCUCAGCCUCCUCCUCUGAAAGAGCCGUCUAAGUCUGAAGUUCAAGAAAGCGAUCGGACUCCAGAGAACACAAACGACUCUGAAAGGAAGCCCAAAAAUGAAAACUCUGGCUCUGAAUGCAAACCAUCGAAGAAUUCUGAUAGUAAAAGUAAAGUGAAACGAGCUGUGGACAAAUCAAAAGCUGGCAAAGAUGGUGAAAAGAAAGACUCUGACUCGGAGCACGUGUCACCAACCCCAAAAAAAUCCUCCCAGCCCAAAGAGAAAUCAAGCGGCGACGGCCAUGCAGAGCAAAAAGAUGAGCAAAAAAAACCUGAGAAAAAAGUUUCUGACAUAACAAACAAGCAUAGAACCAAAACUCCCACCAAGACGAGCUCUUCGAAGCGAGAUGGCAAAAAGAAGAGAGACCUCAUUAAAAAGGAGGACAGUGGGGAGAAGAGAAGUAAGCCAAGGGCAGCUCAUACUGAGAAGGACCUUCAGAGCGAUGACUUCGAAACGCCCUCUAUGUCUUUUGAGGCUUACCUGAGCUACGACCUGGAGGCUCCCAAACGGAAGAGGAAGUCAUGUGACGAUAAGACCCAGAAACGUUUGAAGACGGACCUGAAGGAGGACGCCAAGGUGUGUGUCCCCAGCAUCAAGUCAAGCAAGGCUGUAAAAGAGGAAUCGGAUACAACGGUUUCAAAAGGAUCUGUGUUGGACUUGCUCAAGAUUCCACUCCCCCCAAUUUCCCCCGAGUGUGAGGAUCUUUCUCAGUAUCAGUAUUUUGCAAAGAGGAAAGUGGAAGACAAGCCUGCAGAUGUUUCUGAGGAAGCUCCGGUGUUUACCGGCCAGCGGCUGAACAGGAAGAUGCAGGUGUACUCUGGGAGUAAGGUUGUGUAUCUUCCCACCAUGAUGACCUUGUACCAGCAGUGCAUCCGGACGCUGCAAAACAACAUUGACUCGCUCUAUGAGAUCGGGGGAGUGCCGUUUGAGAUUUUGGAGCCGGUGCUGGAGCGCUGUACACCCGAGCAGCUUCUGCGGAUCGAGGAGUGCAACCCUGUAUACAUAGGUGUGACGGAUCACCUGUGGGAAAGGCACUGCCAGAGGGAUUUCAGGAAUGCCCAGCUGGAGGAGUACGAGUCCUGGAGAGAGCUGUACCUUAGGCUGUUUGAGGAACGAGAGCGCAAACUCCAGCGGCUCACCAAAAGCAUUGUUUUGGCUCACUCUGGGAAGCCCAAAGGAAGACAGGUGAAGAUGGCAUUUAUUCAUUCAGCUGCCAAGCCGCCUAGAAACGUACGCAUCCAGCAGGAACUCCACGGUACUGCCAGCGCCGGGCUCCCGCACCCCGCAGACAAACCCAGUGGGAAGAGUCAUGAUAGUAGAGGAAGACCCUGCUUCAGUGAGCCCACCAGCUCAGGAUCCAGCCAGUGUCCAGACCCACGGAGGAUCAGAAGAGUGGCGCCAAUGAUGGCAAAGUCUUUGAAAGCCUUUAAGAAGCAGCUUGGACGCAGAUGAAUGUUGAAGAUGAGUGUAUAGAUUACAAAUGUCCUUAUUACACCCCUGUAAACCAUUUAAGGUACCUUCAUUUUUUUUCUCCAUAAUUGGCAACAUUGAGCAUCCAUUUUUGACCAACUCUUGUAUUUACUGCAUGGAAAUAAUACAAGAAUGCACUUUUGAAUCACAUUACUGAUUGUGUUGUGAUGAAAUGCACUGGAUUAAUAAAUGAAAGUCAAUGAAAAAAAACUGAUUUUGUUUUUCAUUAAAUUGUUUGAAAGCAAACCU
Messenger RNA from Colossoma macropomum (tambaqui), 2010 nucleotides. RefSeq names its product elongin A, like (gene eloal). The transcript is spliced from 11 exons. NCBI's taxonomy places the organism in Eukaryota, Metazoa, Chordata, Actinopteri, Characiformes, Serrasalmidae. The record is from RefSeq and is a predicted model, not a curated record. Gene Ontology annotation, molecular function: protein binding. Gene Ontology annotation, biological process: transcription elongation by RNA polymerase II. Gene Ontology annotation, cellular component: elongin complex; nucleus. The coding region runs from base 1 to 1743 and encodes 580 amino acids.